AUGGCAGCUCGAAAGGAGGACUAUGACUCGUGUGUUUUACAGGGGGUUAUGCCUAUGACCACCAGGCUGGCACUAACUUCAGCGGCCCUUCAGGACCACAUCACCAAAAAGCUGCUAUUGCCAAGUCUUUCAUUGUCUGGAUCUGGCCCUCUAUGGAAAAGUAGAAGAAAAUCAUCCACAAAGAUAAAGAAUGGUCUAAGUGUCAAAGAAGAGGAUUUGGGCAAAGAGAGAGAAUAUGAACUUGAUAAUACUCAAACUCCACUGACAUUAGCUGAGAGAAUGGGUUUAGUAGCUGGCCCAGUUGAAAGGCUGACUGAGGAGCAGUGGUCACUCAUCAAAGUUCGAUCUGUCCAACAGCGAGAAUCAAUCUACCCAUGUGCGAUAUGUAAGGAAGAGUUUCACCUCAAGCCUCAGGUUUUGCUGUCUUGCUCACACGUCUUCCACAGAGCUUGUGUUCAGGCUUUUGAAAAGUUUUCAAGACAAAAGUCUUGCCCAGUUUGCAGGAGACAGCAGUAUAAGACUCGGGUGAUCCAUGAUGCAGCAAAUCUUUUUCGACACCAAUGUGCCACCAGAAUUCAAGCAUGGUGGAGAGGAUAUACUAUUCGUAAAUGGUACACAAAUGCAAUGAAAACCAGAUGUCCAAAAGAGAAGCUACUCCGACAGAGAUUUUUUGAGGAAAAGUUGCAGGAGUUGAAUGACAGCUUUGUCCAAUACUGUCACACGGACACAGAAGCUUUUUUGAGUGAUAUUGACCACUCCCUGUCAUCAAGCAGACAAGUAUUUGACGAGCUGGAGAGAAGACACAUGUCUAUGCCCAAGGAGCACCACUGGGACAGAAUACAAAGCCAGGUCAUCCAGAGAGGAGUGUGGGACUGCCCCAUCUGUUUAACUGCACUGCACACUCCCAGCCUGACAGAAAGAGACGAGGCCAGGUACGCUCAGCACAGACGCUGUGUGCUGCUGUCCUGUUCUCACGUUUUUCACCACAAUUGCCUCCAGUCCUUUGAGACCUUAACAACAGACAGCCAACUGUCCUGUCCACUGUGCAGGUCUGUCUACCACAAAAAGCUGCUCUAAUUUUAAGUAUAAUUAUGUAAUAUUAACAUGUUUCUACACUCAUACAGUAUGUAGUCAACAUUACUGACUA
This is a messenger RNA of Boleophthalmus pectinirostris (great blue-spotted mudskipper), 1147 nucleotides long. It is a transcript of the gene rnf32, whose product is annotated as ring finger protein 32. Bases 1 to 1077 code for a protein of 358 amino acids. Gene Ontology annotation, molecular function: protein binding. The record is from RefSeq and is a predicted model, not a curated record. The transcript is spliced from 7 exons. NCBI's taxonomy places the organism in Eukaryota, Metazoa, Chordata, Actinopteri, Gobiiformes, Gobiidae.